Molecule: messenger RNA, 1071 nt
Organism: Spinacia oleracea (spinach)
Lineage: Eukaryota; Viridiplantae; Streptophyta; Magnoliopsida; Caryophyllales; Amaranthaceae
Exons: 2
Coding region: 1-1071 (356 amino acids)
Molecular function (GO): nucleic acid binding
Source: RefSeq, a predicted model, not a curated record
AUGAAUUCAUAUAUUGUGCAAAGCCAAUAUCACAGAUGUGGAAGGAAAAAGGUUCAAGUCUCCUAUGACUCAAUUGCACAAAUAGGCAUGGGGGACAGAACAUGCAUCGUAGAUCUUGCAAGAAUGCUGAAUUUGGGACCAACAACAGUAUGGAGGCUCAUCAAGAGGAAAAUUAUAAAGCCACACUCAAGUCCCUUGCAUCCAGGCAUUUCAGAAGCAUGCAAAAUGGCAAGGAUAAGGUGGGCAAUCAGACUGAUAAUGGACUACACUAUACCACAAGAACCAACAUAUUACAGCAUGUAUGACUUCAUUCAUAUUGAUGAGAAGUGGUUUUAUUUGACUCAAAAAAACCAGAGAGUUUAUCUUGCAAACAAUGAACCCUAUCCACACAGAAGUGCAAGUUUAAGAACCAAGAUACCAAAAUUCAUGUUCAUGGCAGCAGUAGCCAGACCAAGGUGGGGUGAAAAUGGGAAAUCCAAGAGGACAUCAAAAAACAGACUCAAGGGGACCAUUGAAACAAAGCCAGUGAAGUCUGUAAAUCAAAUAGAGACAAGGGCAAUGAUGAUCAACAAGCUACUUCCAGCAAUCAAGGCUAAGUGGCCACCACAUGAAGGGGAAAAGGUCAUCUAUAUCAUUCAAGAUAAUGCAAAGGCACAUAUAUUGCAAAAUGAUCCUGAAUGGCAACUACACUACAAACAAGAUGGGUUCACUUUUGUGUUGACUCAACAGCCAGCAAACAGUCCAGAUUGCAACAUCUUGGACUUGGGAUUUUUUAGGUCAAUACAAUCACUUAUGCACAAGAAAAUGACUAAAACUGUGGAGGACUUAAGUGGAGCAGUGUAUGAUUCUUUUAAUGAGUUGUAUCCUAAGACAUUGUUUAAUGUGUGGAUGACAUUACAGUUUGUUUCUAAUGAGAUUCUAAAACACAAAGGCAACAAUGAUUACCAACUUCCACACAACAAGAAGAAGAUUUUAGAAGAUGAAGGCAGACUGCCAGAGCAAGUCAAGGCACCUAUAUGGACAGUUAAUGAAUGCAUGCAACUCUAUGAUGAAUGGAAAGCAAACCAGUGA